Molecule: messenger RNA, 2091 nt
Organism: Ostrinia furnacalis (Asian corn borer)
Lineage: Eukaryota; Metazoa; Arthropoda; Insecta; Lepidoptera; Crambidae
Product: fibroblast growth factor receptor 3
Exons: 13
Coding region: 74-2053 (659 amino acids)
Biological process (GO): positive regulation of kinase activity; protein phosphorylation; multicellular organism development
Cellular component (GO): plasma membrane; signaling receptor complex
Molecular function (GO): ATP binding; transmembrane receptor protein tyrosine kinase activity
Source: RefSeq, a predicted model, not a curated record
AGAGUAUCCAGCGAGAGAUUACUCCUUGGAAGUCCACAGCGUCACAGACACGUCAGACUGCAAGACGCCACUUAUGUGCUAUGAAUACAACAUUCCUGGGGACGUCCAAUGGUGUUUGAUCCCCGCAUAUGCGAACCCCGUAGCAGAGUCGUGCGCGGUGCGUCCUGGAUGCUCCUACGCCGUGGUUCUUACAGCCCACCCGUGGGACGGCCGAGUGCAAGCCGAGAAGCUCAUACAGUUGGAUGAGUGCGUCUCAGGCGUGUGCUCCUGCGCACACUCUCCGCGCCUCCCUGCUCCCGAGGUGUGGGCGACCACGGUCGUGAUGCAUGGGGAGAUAUUCGUGAAUGUCACCUGGGUACUUCCCAAGCCAAAGUACCCUCAAAGGCUGCCCAGGGACUUGUUGAAACAGAGCUAUGUAGUUAGUAUAGGCAAACAAAUGGUGACCGACGCGCAUCCAGCGCCGUGGUUCGCGAACACAAUAACCAAACCAGUGGACGCCGAUGGCCGAGUGGCUGACGGGGACGGGCCACGGUGGCUCAUCCUCCCCAUUAACGGGAAGGGGCUCGAAAGGGCCUCUGCGGGGAGAGGGGGAGACGGGGGUAUAGUGCUGGACGUCAAACUUUUGGCACGUGUCAACCUUAUGGAUGAUAGAGGGUGUGUGGGACCAGCGGGGAACGCGACGGCUUAUGAUCCGUCGGAAGGUCACAAAAUUCAGUUCAGUACUUACCUAGUAUGGGCCGUCUUCGGCGGUCUAUGCGUGUUGGCCAUGGUGGCCAUCUUUGCCAUGAGCGCGCGCAUAGUCAAGCGUGUGCUCUCCGCCCUACGGCCCGCUGCGCCCGCGCCGCUCGCCCCGCUACGCCACCGCCCCGCGUGGUUCAAGCUGCAGUUUCGACCGAGCACGGAGAUCACAGCCCGAGGGCAGGUCGAGCAGAGCCCGCUGUAUGUACAGAAAGAGUUUGAGACUGAAGAAGCAUUCGGAGACGAGUGGGAGGUCAGCAGGUCUCGGGUGCACUUGGGCGCCUUGAUCGGCAGCGGUGCCUUCGGCCGGGUGCACGCAGCACAGCUGGACAUGCCUGGAGGAGAGACCAUCACUGUUGCUGCUAAGAUGCUGACAGAAAACGUAUCAGAAGAAGAAAUGCAGGACUUUCUUCGAGAAAUCGUCAUGCUCAAGCACGUCGGCUCCCACAAGCACGUCAUCAGACUGAUCGCUUGCUGCACCAGGAGAGCACCCCUCAUAGCUCUCCUGGAGCACGCACCCAGGGGAGACCUGCUCACUCUGCUCAGGGCUGCCAGAGGACGGCGGAGGGACCAGGGGUCCAGUGUCACUCGCCGAGUGGGCAGCGACACCCAUGGCAGACCGUCGGAGGCUGACACGGAAUACACGAAUCUUGGUGAUUCGGAUCCGGCGCUCUCAGAUGGGAAGUUGUACGUUGAGGAGGAAACUUUGAAGAGCAGAGACCACUACGUGGCCGAACCUGCCCUGCAGCUGGACUGCAGUACCAUGAGAGAAUAUGCACUGCAAGUCGCGCUCGGCAUGAGGCAUUUGGAAGAGCGAGGAAUCACGCACAGAGACCUCGCAGCCCGCAACAUCCUCGUGGACGGUGCAGGAGUGCUAAAGGUGGCAGACUUCGGGCUCUCCAGGUCUGGGGUCUACGUCCACACGCGGUCCAGGCCGGUCCCGCUGCGGUGGCUGGCCCCAGAGGCCAUCCUGCACUCUCAGUACUGCAGCGCCAGCGAUGUCUGGGCCUUCGCUGUUUUAUUGUGGGAGAUCGCUACAUUAGGUGGCUUCCCCUACGCAGAGUUAAGCAAUCACCAAGUCCCGCCGUUCCUAGCAGGCGGCGGGCGCUUACCCAAGCCUGCCCGAGCCUCCCCCCGCCUCUACGACUUGAUGGUAGAAUGCUGGGCCGAAGACCCCUUCGACAGACCCUCAUUCGCCAGCAUAGUCGAAAAACUGUCCAUCCAAAAGCAACUGUACGUAGACCUCGACUCCUUGCUAGCAUCAGAAGAUAUGGACACAUUCGAUGAUUACGAAUUCAGCGAAUGUGAACGGUGAAAAGACUGAAUAUUUAUAUUGUUGUUACCCCAUCGAUU